AUGGCCAAGUUUGGCCUCUUCAACAAGGAGGACCACUGCCGGCGAUGUGGCCGGUUUGUGUGCAGCAAAUGCUCGUCUGCCAAAGUGAAGCUUGCAGGCCACGAGAAACAUGUCCGUGUGUGUAGGCCCUGCGUCGACAUUCUCCAUGAGCUGGAGACACGGCAACAACAACAACAACAACAAUCGCAGCAACAGCACCAACAACAACAGCCAGGGCAAGACCAGCAGCAGCAGCAGCAGCAGCACUUGGCGCAUCGGCAGCCGCCAGUGGCAAAUGUGCAUCCACCAGAAGGGCCUCCCCCACAGUACUCUGAGAUUGAGCAUCUGCCUCGAUGGUAUCGACAACAGGUCUUCCCGGAAGUUCAGGAGGAAGAAGUUCGCGUGGCCGAGUACCCGGAGUCAGUGCCGGUGCAUGCUGAUGAGCGGGGACUGCCGCGUUGGCUGGCAGCUCAAUAUGAAGAACCGCAGCAUCCACAGCAGCGUGAUCAGCAACACAGCGUCCACGGCACAGAGGGCAUAGCUGUUGGAGGCGAUGGUGGUAUUCCAGCAACUCGGCCGUCACAUCAACAAGUGGCUGGGGCCACAACCAGUGGUUCCCAGCACGACGACAUCACAGCAGCGCUGCGGGCCCUCUCUGUGCCAACAGAGGAACCGUCCAUGCCCAAACCAACAAAUCCAAACGACGAUGUAACAGCGGAUACCAAUCCCGCAGAGAGCAAUUCCACCAAACGCAGCACUGACCAAGACACGCCCUCAACCCGCCCCAAUGAGGAAGGCAAAGAAGACAAACAAAGGCAACAAGAAGAGAACUACUCCCUCUCAACUCUGCGAGCAAAACAUGCGCAGGUGUUUGGGAAGCAGCAAGCAGUCGAUCCUCACAGCAUCACGCCCGCGCGUUUGGCACAGAAGUAUGAAGCCAUCUUCGGUGCUGAUCCUCGAAAGCCCGCGUCCCGGGCAGAGCUGAUGCGGCGAUUCGAGGCCGUGACGGGGCGCCCGCUGUACACACAUGCGGCAGACGCGGCCGGGUGUCGCGCGCCCUCGUGGCCGCAGCAGGCAGAGGGGAUGAGUGAUGACGAGCUGGCGGACAUGCUGCUGCAAGAGGCAAAGGACCAGCUCUCCUUAGAGGCCGACGACGACGAUGACGGUGAUGAGGAGGACCGGCGGCUGGACGCGUUGGCGCGCGAUCUCGUGGCUGCAGAGGAGGAAAAGAGCACACACAAACGUGGUGACGACGACAGCGGUGAUGGUGCUGGUGAUAGCGACAACGACAAUGGCGGUGGAGAUGACGAUGAUGAGUUGGAUCGGGUGUUGUCGGAUUUGAAGCGGCAACACGACGCAGCUGCUCGCGACCUCUCCCCGACAGCCAUCGCCUCUCUCCUCCACGACGCGCAAGCCAUGGUCAAGGAGGCGACCACGGAGGAGCAAAGCAAUGCAGUGCAGCCAGAGCACGCGCACAAUGAUAAUGGGAGCGUGCGCAUACGAGAGGAUGACGAUGGAGACGCAGAUGCCAGGGACAGUUCCGAAGACAACGGGGUCGGAGAUGACGCGUGGGGGGCAGCGGUGGAUGAUGGCACAAAGGAGGGGCUGUACGCGUACAUGCGGCUGCACCCUUUGAUGUGGCCAUUCAUGCAUCCGCUGGACAUGGCGGUGGUGCCGGAGAUCCAAACGGCAUACGCAGACACGCCCGCAGACAUGGUUGCCAUCAGGCGCAAGCUCGAUGCAGGCGCAUACGCAUCACGUGAAGAGCUGCAGGAGGACAUGGACAAGAUGCUUGAUGGUGCCGUCCGAUUCCACGGAUCGACGUCUGUGUUUGGGCGAUAUGCAGCGCAGUUGCUGCAGCACUUGCACACACACUAUCACAAGCACCCAUCGUAA
This is a messenger RNA of Salpingoeca rosetta, 1875 nucleotides long. RefSeq lists its product as uncharacterized. The coding region runs from base 1 to 1875 and encodes 624 amino acids. The transcript is spliced from 7 exons. Gene Ontology annotation, molecular function: metal ion binding; protein binding. NCBI's taxonomy places the organism in Eukaryota, Choanoflagellata, Craspedida, Salpingoecidae. The record is from RefSeq and is a predicted model, not a curated record.